Molecule: messenger RNA, 1524 nt
Organism: Pyricularia oryzae 70-15
Lineage: Eukaryota; Fungi; Ascomycota; Sordariomycetes; Magnaporthales; Pyriculariaceae
Product: maltose permease
Exons: 2
Coding region: 1-1524 (507 amino acids)
Biological process (GO): carbohydrate transport; transmembrane transport
Cellular component (GO): membrane
Molecular function (GO): carbohydrate:proton symporter activity
Source: RefSeq, a predicted model, not a curated record
AUGGAAAAGUCCAAAGACAUCGAAACUCACCCCAUCGAGGGCACCAUCAGCCACCAUGACAAGGCGCCUGUCAGUCGGGAGCAGGAGCUCACCCUGCGGGAGGUCUUUAAAAACCACAAGAUCAUCGUGUGGUGGUGCUUCUACUGGGCCAUGUGUGCCGUCGGUUGGGGCUUCGAUGCACAGAUAAACGGCGCCAUGAUCGCCGUCGACUCCUUCCGCCGAGACUUUGGCUACCUCGACCUCCAGGGUGAAGCCAUCCUCCCCGCCGAAUGGCAGGCCGCCUUCAACACCAUCGCCUCCGUCGGUCAGAUCUUUGGUGGCUUCCUCUGCAGCUGGGCCGCCGACCGCAUCGGCCGCCGCUACUCUCUCAUCUGCGGCCUGAUCAUCUGCACCGGCGGAAUCGCCGGCGAGAUCGCCUCGGACAACCGACCCGCCUUCCUCGCCUCGAAGCUCGUACUGGGCUUCGGCCUCGGCUUCUACCUCACGCUGGCCCCGCUGGCGUGCAGCGAGAUCGCGCCAGUUGCCUUUAGAGGCUUCGCCACGGCCGGAGUCAACCUGGGCAUCGCCGUCGGCCAGCUGCUCUCCAACGCCGUCGUCAAGGCUUUUGGGGAGAGGACUGACGCCUGGGCAUACAAAGGCGGCUUCUCUACGCAGCUCUUCUUUGUCUUGUUUCUGGUCGUCUUCCUGCAUUUCCUGCCCGAGUCCCCAUGGUAUCUCGUCCGGGCUGGCAAGAAGGAGCAGGCCAUCAAGACCAUCAAGAAGCUCUACGGAAAGGACUACGAUGCCGAGACGCAGAUACUCGCCAUGGAGGCGACCAUCGCCGAGGAAUCUGCCAUACUCAGCGAACAACGUCUGGUCGACUGCUUCCGCGGCACCAACCUGCUGCGGACUGGCAUCUCCACCGGCGUGUUUCUUUGCCAACACCUCGUCGGCAUCAUUUUCGUCCUCGGAUACUCCACCUACUUCUUCAGGCUGGUCGGCGUCCAGCAGUCCUUUGAUCUGGGUGUUGGCGUCACAGCCUGCGGCGUCUUGGGCAACAUCUGCUCCUGGUUCGUGGUCGAGCGCUUCGGUCGCCGCCCCGUCUUCGUCGGCGGCAUGGCCAGCCUCACCGGGCUGCUCUUCCUCAUCGGAAUCAUGGACGUGGUGCCCACCGCCGCCGCAGGCUGGGUCAUGGCCUCUUCGACGGUGGUCUACGCGUUUGUGUAUUUCAUGACCAUUGGCGCCAUGGCCUUUGCCAUCCUGGGCGAGGCUUCCAGCACCAGCCUCCGAGCCAAGACCAUCUCGCUGGCCACGGCUACCCAGGCCAUCUGUGGCAUCGUGUUCAAUUUUGCCAUCCCCUACAUGGUAAACCCGGAUCAGGGCAACAUGAAGGGCAAGGUGGGUUUCGUCUUUGGUGGUCUGGCUUUGAUUGGCACAGUUGGAAGUUGGGUGUGGGUUCCUGAGCUCAAGGGCAAGACUUUUGAUGAGAUUGAUAGGUUGUUUGCCGCCAAGGUGCCUCCUAGGAAGAUGGGCAAGUCGUUGUAG